Messenger RNA from Salvia miltiorrhiza (redroot sage), 3306 nucleotides. Its product is annotated as LRR receptor-like serine/threonine-protein kinase HSL2. The record is from RefSeq and is a predicted model, not a curated record. The transcript is spliced from 2 exons. NCBI's taxonomy places the organism in Eukaryota, Viridiplantae, Streptophyta, Magnoliopsida, Lamiales, Lamiaceae. Gene Ontology annotation, molecular function: ATP binding; protein kinase activity; receptor serine/threonine kinase binding. The coding region runs from base 212 to 3187 and encodes 991 amino acids. Gene Ontology annotation, biological process: protein phosphorylation.
AAAAACUGAAAGACAUUAAAAAAAAAAAAAAAAAAGGGAAGAAAAUUAAUACGACCAAUUGGAAAUUUCGAAUCCGCCGGCUUUGACUCCUUUCCCUCUGACCGGCGAGAUUAAACCACAUCCUUACAUAAAUAAUCCUAAUUAUUAUCUAAUCAUAAACAUAAACAACAAAUAAUUAUGCAAUGAAAGCUGCAAUCAUUCUUCAACCAAAAUGAAUAAUCAUGAGCUCCUCACAAAAGCUCUGUUGUUGAUCACUUUGUGUGGUGUGGCGAAUUCCUCCAACAACAGAGACGCCGCCAUCCUCAUCCGGGUCAAGGACGCCCAGCUCCACGACCCGCUCGGCGCACUCGUCAACUGGGUCGACUCAGCCCCCGACUCGCCAUGCACCUGGACCGGCAUUGCCUGCCAUGCCGGCAACCGCAGCGUCUUCGCCGUCGAUCUCUCUGGUUUCAACAUCUCCGGCAACUUCCCCACCGACUUCUGCCGGAUUUCGUCGCUGCGGUACAUCAACCUAACCGGAAACAGUUUCGGUGGCAGCAUUACUCCCGACACGAUUGCUCUCUGCUCCCACAUUGUAGCCCUCAACCUCUCCUACAACAACUUCGUCGGCAGCCUGCCGGAGUUCCCGGUGCAGUUCUCGAACCUCACGGUGCUGGAUUUCUCCUACAACAAUUUCUCCGGCGAGAUUCCGGCUAGCUUCGUCAAUCUGCCGAGACUGCAGGUCCUCAUACUCGGCUCAAACCUGCUCAACGGAUCGAUACCGGAGUUCCUCUCCAAUCUGACCGAGUUAACUCAUCUCGUGCUGUCUGUGAAUCAGUUCGUUCCGAGCUCGCUGCCUUUCAAUAUCGGACGGCUGGCGAAGCUCGAGUGGUUCGAAUCGAUGUACACAAACCUCAUCGGAGAAAUUCCUGAAUCCAUCGGCGAUCUCGCCUCCAUUAAGAACUUCGACGUGUCGAAUAACAAUCUCGCCGGAAAGAUUCCCAGCACCAUUGGCCGGCUGAAGAACGUAGAGCAAAUCGAAUUGUUCGGCAACCAGUUCUCCAGCGAACUUCCGGAUACAUUCUCCGAUCUCACUUCUUUGCGCCGCUUCGAUGCGUCGGAAAACAAUCUCACAGGGCGAAUUCCAGAAACACUAGCAGGCUUGUUGCAGCUCCAGUCGUUGCAUCUGAAUGACAAUUUCUUAGACGGAGAAAUACCAGAAAUCCUAGCUAAGAAUCCAAACCUCAUCGAGCUAAGACUAUUCAACAACAAUCUGUCAGGCGCAAUACCGGAAUCGUUGGGUAUGAAUUCGGAUUUGGAAGAAAUCGACGUUUCCAACAACAAUUUGGAAGGCUCAUUGCCUCAGAAUUUGUGCAACAGAAAGAAGCUGCAGAGUUUGAUAGUUUUCGGCAACAGGCUUUCCGGCAGAAUACCAGCAUCAUGCGGUGAAUGCAGCAGUUUAACAUACGUAAGAAUUCAAGAAAAUCAGCUAUCUGGAGCCUUACCUGAUGGAUUUUGGGGAUUCAGCCAUCUUCAGUACAUCGACCUCAGCGACAACAUGUUGGAAGGCUCUAUUCCGAGCUCCAUUUCGGCUGCAAAAUCUCUGGAACAGUUGUUGAUAUCCGGCAACAAGUUUUCCGGCACCUUCCCGGCUGAAAUCUGCGGUCUUCAGGAGCUGAGGAAAAUAGAUUCGAGCCGGAACCAGCUUUCCGGCGAGCUGCCUUCCUGUAUUACUGAUAUGGUCAAGUUGCAGGAACUCCACAUUCAAGGUAAUAGGCUCACCGGCGAAAUCCCGAGAGGCGUGUCGUCUUGGGGCGAGUUAACACAGUUGGAUUUAUCCGAAAAUCAAUUUUCCGGUGAAAUCCCGGGUGAGUUGGGCGAUUUGCCGGUGCUAACGUUCUUGAAUCUUUCUAAUAAUUUUCUUUCGGGUGAGAUUCCGGCGGAGCUGACAAAACUGAAGCUCAACGAGUUCAAUGUGUCUAACAAUAGGCUCCGUGGUAGAGUGCCGAUUGCUUUUGAUACAAAGUUUUUUAUGUCAAGUCUUAUGGGAAAUCCGGAUUUAUGCAGUCCGGAUCUUGGGCCUCUGCCUCCUUGCUCGAGGCCGAAGCCCGUGAGCUUGGUCAUGGUGGUGCUUCUCUCAGUUCUCGCAUUCACACUCGUGAUUUCACUAGUUUGGCUCGUCUACAAGACAAAGAAGUCCAUCAUCUUUGGCAGCAGAAGUCGGAAGCCAUGGAAGAUCACUUCGUUCCAGAGGGUUGGGUUCGAGGAGGAGCAAGUUCUGGCCUCCUUGACCGAUGAAAACCUUAUCGGGUCUGGAGGGUCGGGUCAGGUGUACCGGGUCAGGCUGAAGAGCGGGCAGACGGUGGCGGCCAAGAGGUUCUGGCAGCCCAAGGGAGUAGCAGAGGCAGAUGGAAUGUUGAGAGCGGAGGUGGAAACAUUGGGAAGGAUUAGGCAUGGCAACAUUGUCAAACUGCUGUUUAGUUGCGUUGGUGAGGAUUUCAGGGUGCUGGUGUACAAUUAUGUUGAGAAUGGGAGCUUAGGAGAUGUCUUGUACGGAGGAGACGAGGCCGGCUUGGUGCUCGACUGGCCUAAGAGGUUCGCCAUUGCAGUCGGGGCUGCUCAGGGCCUCGCCUAUCUGCACCACGACUGCGUGCCCGCGAUUGUGCACAGGGAUGUCAAACCCAACAACAUAUUGUUGGAUGAGGAGUUCAGACCGAAAGUAGCUGAUUUUGGGCUGGCCAAGACGUUGAAGCAGGGGGAUGAAGCCAUGUCGCGUGUAGCCGGCUCUUACGGCUAUAUUGCACCAGAAUACGGGUACACAGCGAGAGUAACGGAGAAGAGCGACGUGUACAGCUUCGGGGUGGUGCUGCUGGAGCUGAUGACGGGUAAGAGGGCCAAUGAUGUAUCCCUGGGUGAGAACAACAACAUUGUCAAGUGGGUAACGCGAGAAGCAGUGUGGUGUGAUGGGGAAAGCGCGACUGGGAGCACCAGUAUCACUAGUUUGGAUCGGGUGUUGGAUCCACGGAUGGAUGCAUCUUCAGUCGACUACGCAGAGGCUGAGAAGCUUCUUAAUGUGGCCUUAUCUUGCACUGCUGAACUGCCCACCAGCAGGCCCUCCAUGAGACGGGUCGUCGAAUUGCUCAAGGAACAUUCCGCCACUCGUUCCUACUCAAAACAUUCAGCAUCAAAUAAAUAUGAAUACUGUUGAUGGCUUAAACUCAGUAGCUACUCAAUGUAUGAUAUGUUUUCUUCAACUAGCAUAAUGUUUGUUGUCUAUAAGCUUCAUUUUUAUGCUACUGAUGAUUUGAAAUUCUGAAUUUCUGCCAA